Punctularia strigosozonata HHB-11173 SS5 is the source of this 1553-nucleotide messenger RNA. RefSeq lists its product as uncharacterized. The coding region runs from base 323 to 1507 and encodes 394 amino acids. The transcript has 4 exons. NCBI's taxonomy places the organism in Eukaryota, Fungi, Basidiomycota, Agaricomycetes, Corticiales, Punctulariaceae. The record is from RefSeq and is a predicted model, not a curated record.
AUGGACGGUCACCGCGUCGACGAGCUGCCCGACGAGCGCACCGCGCUGCUCGGCGUGCACAACACGACCGGCCCCAACGGCAACGGCAUCGUCGCCGAGACUGAACUACCGGCUAUCAAGCCAGCUGCCGAGCUCGUCCUCGCUCAAGGCAUCCGGUUCACCAGCCUCGACGACCUCGCUGCACACGAGUUGAGCACGCGGACAGCGCAGGCGGCAUUCACCUUGGUGGUCCUGCUCUUCGUGCUCCACGAAUCGAAAUGCAAGGCUAGCGAGGACGUGUGGGAGACUUGGUUGCAAGAGCAAACACGUUUAGAGGACGUGCAUGAGCUGGAGCAGCAAGUCAUAUGGGAGUGGUAAGGAUGUGAAAGAGGUGCUAUGGAUGUCAUUCCCAGUGGAAGAUAACAAAGCACCCCAGCUUCGAGUGGUGGACUUCGUGAGCCAUGGUCUCGCACCAGACAGCCUAUUCACCCAUCGCAUGCUCUUUCUGAGUUAUGAGCAUACUUGGAAGCAUGGUCACUAUGGCAUAGAAGAACCCAACGAAUCGCUCUCUCACCGUGCAUUGAGUCGUUUGGAUUCAUUGGCAUCCCCACGGGUCCUUCAUCUUAUCGAGCUUGCCUUCAAGCUGCUGUAUCUCUUUCUUCUCGGCAGUUACGUGAUGACUCCUCCCAGGAAGCCCGUCAUCGUCGACGACCCACCUUCCCUUGGCUUUCGCGGCGUCUGUAUCUUGCUUUACACAGCCGCCUCGCUGAUUCGUCGGUGGUCGAUGUCGACAUUACCGUCCUCUCUUGUUUUUCUAUCCUUCGUCUCCCACAUCACGGCCGAACCGUGUCCUGGAGACAUCGCCUUCGACGUACUUUUACUUGCCCUGAUCUGGCACCUACUUGCUCUUCACCUGCCAGAUUCACCUUCCCCUCUCCUCGUGCUAAGCGUCAGCGAUUCCUUGCCGUUGGCUGCACUCUUCCAACGCGCCGUCACGCACGCCAUCCGCCCCGCCGUCUUAUUCUUCUUACCCAUCUUCUUCGUGUCCUUUUACAUGCUUUCUCUCUCCCUAUCCGACACAUUCCUACGAGCUACAGCUUCGUUUACAGAUCCGCUGCCGAGCGCGCCCAUCGAGACCCGAACAUCGCUCCUCACGCUAUGUCUCCUCGUCCUCGUCCUUUUCUCUGCCUCGCUGUGUAUCCUGACCGUGACUGCAGCCUCUCAAGGGUUUAGUGCGACGCAGGCGAUCGAUCCUUGGGACCGCUUCGGCACAGGCGUCGGCAGGCAAGCUCGGCGAUCCUUCUUCCACGCCGUCCAUCAUCACUACUCGGAUCGCUACUACUUCCCGCCGCCGUUCAACCUACUGUUCAUCGUCGUCGUUCAGGUACCGGCUUGUGCCAUAUGGUUGGCUAGCCGAGGCAAUGCACGGUCUUGCAGAGCCAGGAUGGAGAAAAUCGUUUGGAGGGCGACAGUUGGGCCAUUCGCCCUUCUCUUUGCGGGCACAUCGUUAUGGGGUUUAUGGAGAUAGUGCAUACACACUUGUGGCAAUCCAUACGCGAAUCACCACUCUCUCG